Saccostrea cuccullata (small rock oyster) is the source of this 594-nucleotide messenger RNA. RefSeq lists its product as uncharacterized. The transcript is spliced from 5 exons. Bases 6 to 539 code for a protein of 177 amino acids. NCBI's taxonomy places the organism in Eukaryota, Metazoa, Mollusca, Bivalvia, Ostreida, Ostreidae. The record is from RefSeq and is a predicted model, not a curated record.
AGUCGAUGCAUUUGCCUAUUUUCUUGGUUACUUAUGCUUUAUGUUUCAAGGUCGUAAAUUCAAUCUAUCACUGUGCAACUUCAGCACAGACGGUCACAAAUGUAUCAUGCUGUCCGAAAAACGAGAUGGAGUGGAGAAGGGCUGCAGCUGAAAAAGAGUGCUGGACAAUUGAACACAACUGUACAAAAAGUCUCGAAUACCAUUGUGUACCAACCGAAGAUGUUGGUGUUUUUGUAGAAGUUUGUGCUGCCAUAUUCAGAAAUCUUUAUGGUGUAUGCACGGAAUGGAAUACUUUAGGGGAAAUUAUUCAACCCUCUUGGUUAAGGGAUUGUGCGGCUUCAUUAAAUCCAUGUUCCCCUCCUUACCUGUCUAAUGAAACAUUUGAAUAUUCAAUAUGCUACGAAACAAAUAAUACAUGUACAGAACAAUCUCAAAAGCAGGUAUAUGAUCCUAAGAAUUCAACUGCCACCAUUGCUGGUGUUACGGCUGCAAUGCUUAUGCUUUUCGUAAUAGUAGUUAUCAACUUUAUGUCAUUUUAAGGUAAAAUCGUAAGAAGAAUUCUAUUUAUUGAUGAAAUGUUAAAUAAAAAAAUAU